AUGUAUGCAGAACGUCAACAACGUGAAGCUGGUAUAAGAACAAUGGAUCUUUUCAUCGUUCUUUUUCUGGCUAUAUGUUCGGUUUACGCUUACGGAUUACCUAAUCUUCGCUCUAUUUGGAAUAUUCAUCAAAUGACAGAAUGUUACUUCAAUAAUAAUGGUAUUAUCCUUCUUAAUUAUGGCUGUUACUGUGGUGCGGGUGGAUCAGGCGAACCCAUCAAUGAAAUUGAUAGAUGUUGCAUGGCUCACGAUUCAUGUUAUGACAAGGCGAUUAGUGAUCAAAAAUGCCUAAAUGUACUGAGCAUGUAUGUAGCCAGUUAUCAUUGGAAUUGUGAUAAUCGCAUCGCAACAUGUGAAACCAACUCAGAUGAGUGUAACAAUGUUGCAUGUAAAUGCGACUUAGAAUUUAUCACUUGCUUGCAACCAUAUGGAUUACCUAAGGAAAGUGCCAUUUGUACCGAAGUGAAGACAACCAGCAAAUACUCAACUACAGAUAAGGCAGUAAACUUAACUACGAGAUCAAGUACUGCUGCAAAAAACGAUGCGUCAGUGAUAUCCACGUAA
Messenger RNA from Thelazia callipaeda (thelaziosis nematode), 564 nucleotides. NCBI's taxonomy places the organism in Eukaryota, Metazoa, Nematoda, Chromadorea, Rhabditida, Thelaziidae. The record is from the annotation of a GenBank genome assembly.